This is a messenger RNA of Stylophora pistillata, 1169 nucleotides long. RefSeq names its product chloride intracellular channel protein 5. Gene Ontology annotation, biological process: chloride transport. Gene Ontology annotation, molecular function: chloride channel activity. NCBI's taxonomy places the organism in Eukaryota, Metazoa, Cnidaria, Anthozoa, Scleractinia, Pocilloporidae. Gene Ontology annotation, cellular component: membrane; cytoplasm. The record is from RefSeq and is a predicted model, not a curated record.
AAGGUGUGACAGAAGUCUUGUAGCUGUCGUUUAAAUUACAGCUCGAACUGAAAUUUGCGUCCAUUCGGUUUGAUUUUGUCCAGGUGAGGCAGAGAAAACGCAGCAAUGUCGGUGACGGUAUUCGUGAAGGGCUCUAACGACCAUUUUAAAGUUCACAAGGAGCUGGGAGAUUGUCCUUCCAGUCAGCGAAUUGUGAUGAUUUUGCGAUUGAAAGGUGUCCAGUUCCAUCAAGAAUUCGUUGAUCUGACGAAAAAAGACACAAAAAAGUGGGAAGAGUUUGUACGAAGAACCCAGGGAAGAUUGAAACCACCUGUUCUUAUCCAUGGAGAUGUGGAACCAAUUGAGGACGCCGACACGAUCGUGGGAUAUUUGGAGGAAACUUUUCGUGAGCCUGAUUUAAAGAGUUUGAAUGCGCAAGCCAACAUCGCCGGCUGCGAUUUGUAUUCAAAAUUCGCUUUGUUCAUGCGGAACAGCAUCCCGGACAACGAUGCUAAACUUCGCGCCGCGCUCGUAAAGGAACUUAAAAAGCUGAACGAGUUUUUAGACAAGGAGAGCCCAGGUGCAUACCUAGACGGAGAUAUGUUAAAGCUACCAGACUGCAAUUUAUUGCCUAAACUCAUGCACAUCAAGGAAGCUGGAGAGCUGAAGGAUUUUACGAUCCCAGAAGAAUUUGAAGCCAUUUCGACUUAUCUGAGAGAGGCUCAAAGACAGAGAGCAUUCAAGGAGACAUUUAUCGAACCGGUUAAGCACGACAUAAAACAGGGCUGGCGCAAGAAGAUGGGAAAUUCUAUGAGCAGUAAUUCUCGUAGAUAAACCUUACCGGAACUUUUUAAAUUAUAUUAACGUUGAACCCUGUGACAACACGCUGAAGGCGCGAAUGUUAUUACAAAAGAAAUCUCAAGCAGUGAUCUCUUGAAUAACGAAAAGAUGCGAGGUCGUUUGAAACCUAGAGUAAAUUGUUCGAAACUCGCUGUAAGCGAUACUGCUCUUAGUCACGCUUAAAGAGUUGUUCAAAUGGUAGACUAACAUUUGAAUAUUAAAAGGUUUCGCUCGUUUUUAAUUACUUUUUUUCGGACUAAUAAAAAUAUGAAUUAACCGCAUGCAUUUCUAAUUAUUUCUCGAAAAACCAGGCGUCUCGAAAUAACGAAAAUAAAAUCAUGCAAAUGAAA